Molecule: messenger RNA, 2634 nt
Organism: Diospyros lotus (date-plum)
Lineage: Eukaryota; Viridiplantae; Streptophyta; Magnoliopsida; Ericales; Ebenaceae
Product: subtilisin-like protease SBT3
Exons: 2
Coding region: 206-2518 (770 amino acids)
Biological process (GO): proteolysis
Molecular function (GO): serine-type endopeptidase activity
Source: RefSeq, a predicted model, not a curated record
CCCUUGUCCAUCUCCAUCCCUUGAGUGAAAGGAGACUCUCUUUCUCUCCUUUCUUUUACUGUUUUCCGCAAACCGAUCCCUAAGUGGCCAAAACUUUCCGUCUUCUUUAGAUUGAAGAGAAAGGCCAGUGCAGUGUCCCUCCAAACAAACUCUUCACCACUCGUAUCCAGAGACUUUUUCAUCAUUCAGAAUAAAAUUAUCAGCUAUGGGAAGCAGCAACAGGGAAAGCAAAUUUCUAUCUUUGCUGGUCUGCUCAUGUUCGUGGCUUCUCUUUGCCCUCCAAGUUAGCACAACUCUGGCCAAGAGGUCCACCUACAUUGUCCAUAUGGACAAGUCCCUCAUGCCCAAGCCUUUCUCUUCCCAUCUCCAUUGGUACUCUUCCAUUAUUGAUUCCCUAGUAAAUUCUAGAGACCUUGCUUCCCCCACUGAAACACUAGUUCCUCAUUCCAAUCCAAGCCUUGUCUACACUUACGAUAACGCAUUCCAUGGCUUCAGUGCUCUUCUCUCCGAGGAAGAGCUGGGGAAGCUAAAGAAGUCCCCGGGAUUCGUCUCGUCUUUCAUGGACCGCCAAGUGGAGCUUGACACCACUCACACCUUCGAAUUCCUCUCCCUCAAUCCUACCACCGGACUGUGGCCAGCGUCCGACUACGGGAGAGAUGUCAUCGUCGGCGUAAUCGACACCGGGGUGUGGCCGGAGAGCGACAGCUUCAAGGACCAUGGGAUGACCCGAAAUAUUCCAAAGAAGUGGAAAGGGGUGUGCCAGGAAGGGCAAGAAUUCAACUCUUCGCUGUGUAAUUUAAAGCUUAUCGGAGCAAGAUACUUCAACAAGGGCGUAAUAGCCGCUGAUCCCAACGUUACAAUCCGUAUGAACUCGGCGAGGGACAAUGAGGGUCACGGCACUCACACUGCUUCAACUGUCGCCGGAAACUACGUCCGUGGAGUCUCAUUCUUCGGCUACGGUUUGGGAACUGCAAGAGGGAUGGCGCCACGAGCCAGGCUUGCUGUCUACAAGGUUAUCUGGAAUGAAGGACGUUAUGCUUCGGAUGUGCUUGCCGGUAUGGACCAGGCCGUGGCCGACGGCGUCGAUGUGAUGUCCAUUUCGAUGGGUUUCGGUCGAAUCCCUCUUUACGAGGAUCCUAUUGCCAUAGCAUCAUUUGGAGCCAUGGAGAAGGGCGUGUUGGUUUCUACCUCGGCCGGAAAUCGUGGUCCAGAGCGCGGGCGCCUGCACAAUGGCAUUCCAUGGGCCCUGACCGUGGCCGCAGGCUCCGUCGAUCGAUGGUUCGCGGGGACUGUGACGCUAGGAAAUGGGUUUACCAUCAAAGGAUGGACUCUGUUUCCAGCCAGAGCUUGGAUACAAGGCCGAUCUCUUCUCUACAACAAGACUUUAUCUGCUUGCAAUUCGGUUGACCAGUUAACUGAAGCCCCGGGUUCCAUUGUCAUAUGUGACAACAUCGAGGAUUUCGGGACACAAAUUGAUGUUCUUUCAAAGACAGAUAAGUCCGCAGCCAUCUUUAUCUCCAAUGAUUCAGAUCUAUUUCGUUCCAAACAUUUCCCCUUUCCAGGGGUUGUAGUUAGAGUGAAGGACUCGCCUCCACUAAUCCACUACGCUGAAACUGCCACCGAACCAACAGCUAGCAUCAAGUUUCAACAGACCUUCGUGGGGAUUGAGCCUGCACCCACCGUUGCUAUCUAUAGUUCGAGAGGCCCUGCACAGAGCUACCCGAGUAUCCUGAAGCCAGAUUUGAUGGCCCCUGGGACUUUAAUUCUAGCCGCUACGAGUCCAGAGACGUAUGUUACUCGAAUUGGUCAGAAUAUAUACUUGUCAGCCGAUUACGAUCUGAGCUCGGGCACGUCCAUGGCUUGCCCUCAUGCUUCCGGCAUUGCAGCGAUGCUCAAAGGGGCUCACCCAGAAUGGAGCCCCGCCGCCAUUCGAUCGGCCAUGAUGACCACGGCAAACCCAUUUGAUAACACUGGUAAUCCUAUCGUAGACGUUUACUACGGCUCUCAUGAGGCCGCUUUGCCGCUGGCCAUUGGAGCUGGCCAAGUUGAUCCCAACAAGGCGCUUGAUCCCGGCCUCAUAUAUGAUACUGCUCCGCAAGACUACGUGAAUCACCUCUGCUUCAUGAACUUCACCGCCAGCCAAAUCUCCACCAUAACCAGAUCAAGCAAUUACAGCUGCGCCAAGGCUUCGUUCGAUCUGAAUUACCCUUCCUUCAUCGCUCUGUACACUAACAAGAGAACCAAUGUUGAGACAUUUCGACGGACUGUCACGAAUGUUGGAGCUGGAGCGGCGAUUUACAAGGCGGCAGUGAGAGCGCCCAAGGGUUCUAAAGUUACAGUGUCGCCGGAAAGAUUGGUGUUUGGCAAGACACACGAGAAGCAAAGCUAUUCAUUGAACAUACGGUUUAAGGUUGACAACAGAGGAUCGAUAACACAUGGCUCACUCGUUUGGAUUGAAGAGAAUGGAAAGCACACAGUGAGGAGUCCCAUUGUUGUGUCGCCCAUAAUCGACAAUUAGUGAACUGAACCUGAUUUAAUCUUGGACAGAAAAUGGUCUCUGCCAUGAAAAUAAAAUUGUCUUUGCUUUGGUCUUUGUUCUGGUUUAAGGUAAUAAAGUGUUUAAUCUUACGUUUA